This is a messenger RNA of Centruroides sculpturatus (bark scorpion), 1052 nucleotides long. Its product is annotated as trihelix transcription factor GT-3b-like. The record is from RefSeq and is a predicted model, not a curated record. The coding region runs from base 271 to 1038 and encodes 255 amino acids. NCBI's taxonomy places the organism in Eukaryota, Metazoa, Arthropoda, Arachnida, Scorpiones, Buthidae. The transcript is spliced from 4 exons.
UAUCGAGAGACGAGUUUUCGAGGUUCUACUGUACCACAAUUUAGAAAACAAGUAGAAGAAAAAUUGAAUAAGGAGCUGGGCAACUUGAAAGAUAAUGGGUGUGUAUACUUUUAGCUCCGAUCUCGCCCCUAGCGUGCUCAGCCUGUAUACUUUUUGUUAGCUACCAACAAGCACGGCAUAUACUUUUCGCAUCCGUGACGUCAUUGCUAGCAUUCCUAGCACACUCGACGUGCCCGGAGAACUUACAACGAGCUUGGCGUUAGUUCAAAGAUGCUGGCGUCCAUGUACAAUGUUACUGUUUCCUUACCGGACGGAAAAGAAGUUCAACUACGCGUUAAUGAAGUCGUUUGUCAUCAGAUGAUGGAAGAUGUACAUUAUGCCAGAGAAUUGGCUUUGACGACUCUUUCCACUGCUUCAGUUGGACCGAGUAUCCCUGCUGAAAAUCCCUGUGGCUUCCAGUGGCCCAAAGCCAGGACCAUUCAAUUAAUUUCGUUAUACAACGAACACAGGGAGAAGUUUGAAUUACCUCAAUAUACAAAUAUUCAGAUAUGGAGGCUAAUUUCAAAUAAAUUAAACGAGGAGGGGUUUUCGGUCACUCCAGCCCAGGUUGACACCAAAUGGCGAGGACUGAAAAAAACAUUUAAAAAAAUCAAACUCUACAAUUCCCAAUCCGGUAACAACCGGAAGCAUUGGGAAUUUUAUUCUUUAAUGGACGAUGCCAUUGGGAGACGGCCAGAAAUUUUCCCUGUUGCUACUUGCAGCAACACAGAUGGAGUGAGAGUAAAUUCACACUCAAGUUCCUCAUCCCCGUCUCCUGUUGCCUGCAUGUCAUCCCCGUCUCCUGUUGCCUGCGCAUCAUCAUCCGCAACCAGUUCUCGUAAGAGAAAAAGAGAAAGCAGAGAGUUGGUGAAAGCUUUAAACGACAUAAGAAGAGAAAUACAGGAGAGGAGGGAGGAAAGGAAGAAAGAGCGUGAAAAACUCAAUGAAGUGCUAAAUAAAAUUUUAGAAAAAUUAUAUAUAAAGUUCUUUUUAUAUUGAAAACAAAAAGUUUU